UUAUUUGUUCCUUUUUGUGUAUUUCAAACUAAAUUUAAACUUUUUUUUUAAUUCUAAACUCACUAUUCUAGCCUCUUUCUUUCCUUUUCUCUCUCUCUCGUCCUUCUUUCUUUUUGUAUAUAGACCUCAUCCUCCCUUCACUUAUAUAAUAUUACCUAGCCAUAAUGCCAAGAAUGAGUUACAAAUCAGGCACACAAGAUGUGGUAGUCGAUCAACUUAAAGUACUUGAACCCUCAUCGUCAAGAACUUCAUUAUUCAAGCCAAUCAAGAAAUCUACAAAGAGCCUUCAUCGUAGAAGACAUACAAUAGAUGCUUGGAAUCAUUUGGAUGAACCGCUGAUUCCAUGUCGAAGAUUAUCCUCAUCUGAAUUAAAAAAAAAAGUAGUACAGCCACCUCAUAAAAGAAUAUUAGUCACUGGUGGAGCAGGAUACAUUGGAAGCCACACUUGUCUAGAGCUAUUAAAUGCUGGAUAUGAUAUCGUUGUCAUGGAUAAUAUGAUAAACUCAAACAAAGAAGCACUAUACCGAGUAGAAAGACUAGCUGGUAGACCAAUUGUGUUUAUGAAGGGAGAUGUCACACAUGAAUCAGACUUGGAGCAAGUAUUUCAACAUUAUCAGUUCUGGGCAGUCAUUCAUUUUGCUGCUAUCAAGGCUGUGGGUGAAUCAACUCGCAUUCCAUUAGAAUAUUAUCAUAACAAUCUUACAGGGACAUUAAACCUACUAAGAGUCAUGAAACGAUACAAUAUCAAAAACAUUGUGUUUUCAUCAAGUGCCACAGUCUAUGGUGAAUCAGAAGUGAUGCCUGUGAAUGAAUCAUGUCCAUUAGGACCAGUGACGAACCCAUAUGGAAAAACGAAAUUAUUUGCCGAAGAAAUAUUACGAGACUUGUAUGAGUCUGAUCCAGAGUGGAAUGUUAUCUUGUUAAGAUACUUUAACCCAGUGGGAGCACAUAUGUCUGGAAUGAUUGGAGAGCAUCCACAAGGUGUACCCAAUAAUUUAUUACCAUAUGUAGUCAAGGUGCUACAAGGUCAUUUACCCUUUGUCCAUAUUUAUGGAAACGAUUACGAUACAGUGGAUGGCACAGGAGUAAGAGAUUAUAUUCAUGUCUGUGAUUUGGCUACAGGACAUGUUGCUGCAUUAAAAAAGCUAGAAGAGAAGCCUGGUUGUAAAGCAUAUAAUCUCGGGACAGGUGCUGGUUACUCUGUCUUGGAAAUAAUUCACGCUAUGGAACGAGCAACACAUAAAAAGAUUCCCUACAAGAUCGAAAGUAGAAGACCCGGUGACGUUGCUAUCUGUACAGCAGACGCUUCAUUGGCAAAUAAAGAACUUGGCUGGCAUCCUCUUUAUACAAUGGAUGAUAUGUGUCAAGACAUCUGGAGAUGGACUCAGCGAAAUCCUAAUGGUUAUGAUGGUGAAUUAUUAUAAAACCGAGACUAUUUCUAUUUAUGGAAAUGUUGUAUGGUGUAUUUGUCUCUAUUAUUAUUUUCCUCUCUCUCUCUCUCUCUCUCUC
This is a messenger RNA of Rhizopus microsporus ATCC 52813, 1509 nucleotides long. RefSeq names its product UDP-glucose 4-epimerase. NCBI's taxonomy places the organism in Eukaryota, Fungi, Mucoromycota, Mucoromycetes, Mucorales, Rhizopodaceae. The transcript is spliced from 5 exons. Gene Ontology annotation, cellular component: cytosol. The record is from RefSeq and is a predicted model, not a curated record. Gene Ontology annotation, biological process: beta-D-galactose catabolic process via UDP-galactose, Leloir pathway. Bases 165 to 1424 code for a protein of 419 amino acids. Gene Ontology annotation, molecular function: UDP-glucose 4-epimerase activity.